Ipomoea nil (Japanese morning glory) is the source of this 486-nucleotide messenger RNA. Its product is annotated as protein RKD1-like. The coding region runs from base 20 to 391 and encodes 123 amino acids. The record is from RefSeq and is a predicted model, not a curated record. NCBI's taxonomy places the organism in Eukaryota, Viridiplantae, Streptophyta, Magnoliopsida, Solanales, Convolvulaceae. The transcript is spliced from 2 exons. Gene Ontology annotation, molecular function: DNA-binding transcription factor activity.
UGGGUGCAAAAGUGCAUUAAUGUUGUCCAAAAAAACCAUCUCCAACUACUUCUACAUGCCCAUAAACCAAGCAGCAAAGGAGCUCAACGUAGGCUUAACCCAGUUGAAGAAGAGAUGCCGGAUGUUGGGAAUCCGGCGGUGGCCUCACCGGAAGUUGAACAGUCUUCAAACCUUAAUCAACAACGUCCAGAAAAUUGGAAACAGUGAAGGUGUGGUGAUGGCUAGAGAGGCUAUAGAAUUGCUGGAGAGGGAGAACAAGCAGGUGGAAGAAAUUCCAGAUGUGGAGCUUGAAGACACAACCAAAAGGUUAAGGCAAGCUUGUUUCAAGGCUAAUUACAAAAAACGAAGGCUCUUGGAAAUCCAACAAUCCUUCUUAGUUCAACAACGUUAGAAGAUUAGAUGUGAUGCAAUAUAAUCCAUGAUUUGUAGUGAAGAUUAACAUUUCUUUUGGUGUAAUGACUGGAUUUCUGUGUUGGACUAUCUAAG